CUGUAACAGUAACAUGUCUGACUGGGCUGUAGUUGGUCUGUCCUACUGUAACCUGGUGUAUGACUGGGUGAAGGCAGCGGUGAUGUUUGGGGUGAUCAACACUGUGUCUAGACUGGAUCAUCUGGACCCUCCUCAACCUCCAAAAUGUAUCACAAUGCUCUACGUAUUCUCUGAGACACACUUUGACAGAGGAAUAAAUGACUGGCUGUGCAAGUAUGUGUAUAACUACCUGGGAGGGAAGCAUGACACUGUGUGGGAUGAGGCCAUUGCUACGCUGUGUACUUUUGGCAUCACUGUGUUGUGGUUGGGACCCUGUCAGGUGGUGUUCAUCUGGCCUUCUUCAACUGCUUCGGACUCAACUUCGAGCUCUGGACUGCCAAGUUCGUCUGCAUGGAACCCUUUGCUUCUCUAGAGAUGGCGAUGUCUCCUGCCAUGUCUCGUAGGAUCAGAGCUGUGUUCAACACCUUUAACUUCUGGACCAUCGUCCUCUACAACAUCAUCGCUCUCAACAGCCUGGAGUUCACUAAGCUGGUCGCCAGGAGACUGCUGCUUAAAGGCUUCCCCAUCACCACCAUCACUGUCUUCAUAGUGACCUAUUGUCUUGUCCAGCUCAUCAAGGAGAGAGAGAGAAGACAGGCUCUGAUCGAUGACCCCGACCCCAUCCCUCCCCCCGCCCCCGUUCCUCCCCCCGCCCCGCCCACGCCCCCGCCCCGCCCCCGCCCCCACAACAGUCACGUCCACAGCCCCCAUUCAGCUGGUGGUGGACCCCAGCAAGGAGAAAGCAGAGUAGUGAUUGAAGGGUGACAGUGUCUGUCAAAGUCCCAAAUGUCUUUAUGAGUCAUGGUUUCCUCUGUGUCAUCAUGGAGAUGUCGAGGCUACAGUUAAUCGACCAGGUAUAUUUAGAAGUUCUUCAUAGCAAUAAAAUCUAUUGAGCAGCAAUAUCUAUCUACUGUAAUAUCGACAAAGAGCAAUAUCUAAGAUUUCUACUCAGUCUACUGCCUAAAACACCCUGAGAGUGCUGUCAUCAACAUAGAUUUUCUACAAUGUUUUCAUCAGAAGUUGUGUUUCAUUGCUAAUCAUGUAAAACUGCCUUUAUUGUAAUUAAAUCCUCUAAGUGGUGCUCAAA
This is a messenger RNA of Oncorhynchus gorbuscha (pink salmon), 1126 nucleotides long. RefSeq names its product protein-cysteine N-palmitoyltransferase HHAT-like protein. The transcript is spliced from 6 exons. NCBI's taxonomy places the organism in Eukaryota, Metazoa, Chordata, Actinopteri, Salmoniformes, Salmonidae. The record is from RefSeq and is a predicted model, not a curated record. The coding region runs from base 391 to 804 and encodes 137 amino acids.